Molecule: messenger RNA, 3237 nt
Organism: Xenopus laevis (African clawed frog)
Lineage: Eukaryota; Metazoa; Chordata; Amphibia; Anura; Pipidae
Exons: 9
Coding region: 499-2211 (570 amino acids)
Source: RefSeq, a predicted model, not a curated record
CACUGUCUGCUGGUAGGCUAGACCUUUGAUGCCAUGAUAUUAGAAUUGUUGGGAGUUAGGCCCACAAACUUCACACAUUAUGACAUGGCUCCUUCUACCUGAUUGGUUAGACCUCUGAUGCCAAGGUGUUAGAAUUUUUGGGAGUAAGGUAUAAAAUGAGGACCUUGGGCAAAUAGAAGUCAGAACUCUCCUGAUUGUGCUAGCUGCUUGAACAAGCUUGAUUUGGGAACUUUGGAAAAUUGUUGCAAUGGCAUCUGAUGGGUAAGUGGCUGUAGUAUCUGACUUGUAGGCUGGUAUACCAAAAACUGUGCUUAAUCACAACAGUGAACAUCUUUGCUUAUAUCACAUUCACUUUUUCCAGAAAGAACAGAAUGCAGUUGGCCUGCAAAUACUGCAUGAAAAUCACAGACCGGCUGCCUGGACAUCUCCGUAAGGUCUGCAGGAAAGGAGCGAGUGAGGCAGAGAUCGUAGCCCUUGUCGAGGAGUCAAGGGCAAUAAAUGAGGAUGUUGGUGAGGAACCUCAGUGUUGUACAUUACAAGCAGCUGAAGGCUGGAGCUGAUUCUGAUCGAUCUCUGCAUUUCUUCAUCAAUUUUCUGGAGUCCAAUGGAUGUUUAGUUUGUGAAAAGCCAUCACACACAGAGGGAACCUCAGCUGAAGAAGUGGAGAAUCCAGUGCAGGAUGCUGUCGAGACAGAAGAGGAUACCUGUGAAGAAGAAAUGGAUAUAGAGCAUCCGUUUCUAAUGCUAAGCACAUCUGCCAGCAAGAUGUCAACAAAAAAGAUUAUGGAGGAGGCUGGACUUCACAGGAAACAUACAACUAAUUCACCUCUGCUGCAGGGAUUCAGAAGCUACCUGGAGAAAAAGUAUGCCAAGUCUGGAAUCAAACAUGAGGUCGACAAUGUAUCAAGAUGGUUGCAUUUUGUGAACCCAAACGAACCUUCCACUAGCUGCAUCCAUAACAUUGAGAGGAGCAUGGAGUUCUUUAGGGUGAUCGGAGCUUCAGCAGCCAGCCGAGCAACUGCAAGAAAUUACAUGAGCGGUGUAAAAAAAUUUAUUGCUUAUGUCACCUCAGAGGAUCAGCUGUUGGAAGAGGAUCCAUCUCUGCGUGGGUCAAUUCAAAAUUUUUUAAAAAGCAUGACAGAGGCCCAGAAAUCCAUUUGCAGAGGUGCCAGUAAGAAAAACUCUGUUGGAAGAAGGUGCACAAAUCCAAGAGAGUGCCAAGAAGUGCUAAAACUGGCGAACCACUAUUUUGCUGAGCUUAUUGAUCGGGCCAAUGCCAGAAAUGAAUUAGAAGAGAGGGAUAUGACGUCCGUGCUUUUCUACUUGGAAGCACUCCUAAUAUUACAGCACCUCCAGAGACCAAGUGUCAUCCAGCACAUGACCGUUCAACAGUGGCUUGAGAGGAAGCAAUACAAGAGCCGCUCCACAGACAGCGCAAGAGCCGCUGUCAUAACGGUAAAGGCUGGAGCGCAACACAUGGUGGUCCUCAAUGAGGUCGAGGAGAUGUGGUUCGACACAUAUUUCCGAUUUAUCCGACUAACUUUUAUAAAGAGGAUCGCCAAUGGAGACAAGGGAUACUUUUUUGUCUCCAGCAAAGGUUCAAAAAUUCAGAACCCAACAACUGAUGUUCACAGAUUCCAAGAAAGGUUUAAUGCCUGUCUGUCAACCGGGAAGGAGGCACUGCACUUUUUUGAAAAGGUCGUCACCUGUGAAAGCAGUUUAGAAGACCAAGAGUUGAUCAAAAUAUAUCUGAGGGCAGAUUUCAAAGGAAUUGAAAGCAACCACACACAGUAUAUGCGUGCUGCAAUGAGAGUCAGCGAGCUUCAGAGGACAUGGGAAGAGCCAUCAAACUCAAGAGAUGGACAAGUGCCUGGAACACUCAAAGAAAAGAUGUCAGAAAAGGAGAUAUCGUACAAAAAAAUAGAAAACAUGUUCAAAGUGGAACUUGACUCCAAAGGACCAACUGUGAAACAGUGCUGUGAGGUUUCAGAAAUGCACGCAAAAUACUGUUAUGAUAGAUGGAGGAGGCAGCAGAUAAAAUGCCGCAUGGAUGCCGUUAUUGCACAUUACAAGCAUGAAAAACCCAACCUGAGCCAAGUCUACAACUACCUUCGACUAAAAGGAUGGGUUAAGAAUGUUCCAAGCGUGGAGGAGAUUCUGCUGCACUGGGAGGCUAGGGAACAGCCAAGAAGAGAGGACAACGAUGGAUAAAUUCAAAGUUUGAUUCAAACCCAGCAGUGGCCAGGAUUAGCCAUUGUAGAAGACCCGGACAAGGGGCAAAAAGUCGUGACCCUCAAGGUGGGUGACUUUAUUUGUGACUAUCAUGGCCAGGUUAUCACUGCAAAGGAAGGGGAACAGCUAAUGAGGUCUGUGGAGCAGUGUGAAAUGGGCUAUCUGUAUUUCUUCAUGGACAGAAGGAACAAAAGAUGCUGCAUUGAUGUCCAGAAUGUUCCUUGCCCCUGCCACAGUGAACUAGAAACCACUUACGGGAGGAAAAUCAACCUGUCCCGUAAAAGGCCAAACCUUAAACCCACAAUGAGGUAUUUUGCCAAUGACUCCAGGCCUCACAUACUGUUUUCAGCAAACAAGGACAUCGACGUGGGUACAGAACUCUUGUUUGACUAUGGGGUAACGAGGAAAUCAUUUUCCGGGGAGGGGGCAGACCUACCCUGGAUUGAUGAGUAGUUCCCCUUCUUCUCUUAUGGAUAUGAACUUGCAUUGAUGUUGAGACUGGCACUUUUAACUGUUGGCACACUAACCUGGUAUCUGUAAAGGCACCCCUGCCCCAACUACUGCUCAAACAAUGAAAAUAAUGCAGGUGUCACUGUAAAAGCAACCGGCACCAGCUUUGCCACUCUCUACAGCAGUUAAACUGAAUGGUGAUGUGUUCCUGAUAUAUUUGUUUAUAAUUAUUAUUAAUUAUUUUUCUUGGAAAAAAUUAUAAAUAACAUGUUAUUUUUUAAAUCUGUGGUGCAUGGGGGGUAUGUGUCAUUUUAGAGAUAUUGAAUAUUUUUGUAAGGUGGAUGCUAGGGGCUUUGUUGUGACAGGCCCAAUAACCAACCAACAUGGGCCUGUAUGGUCCAAGGCCUAUACAAGCAAUAAGAUAGUUGGCUUCAAGCUUGGGUCACACUGGAUGUGCUACUUUACAUGGUGCUGGUCUGUUACUGCCAGCAAUAGUCAUGUCAUAAUAUUGGUAGAAUAUUGAGUCAGUCACAGAGGUGGUUAGCAGUACACAGA